GCGGCCGAAGCGACGGCAACUUCGUCCCGCCGCAACUACACCAGCGAGGACGCCCACUGCCAAUUAUCGUGAAAAUCUGCAGCAACCCGCCGUGACCCCAGACGCUGCCACCAACGCCAGGGCGCCGCCGCGACGCUGGGAUUCUCGCGAAUGACGGCCCCCGACACUUGGUUACAAUGGGAAAUGUUUGCCAAAGUCCAGGCAUCGUAGAGCGGGUCAAGGGGGAGCGUCUUCUUUGAAUUGACCUUGUGCCCCAGUCUGGGCAGCCUCGUGCGCCAUGGCGACCACACGCUACAACUCCAACGACUUUCGCCGGCAGCUCGGCUCGCCGAGGCCCAAAGGCCGUGAUACCAAAGACACACUUUGCCGAAACAUCCUUAUAUACGGCCACUGCCGCUACGAAGACACCGGUUGCGCCUUCAGUCACGACCAGUCAAAGAAAUCGCCCAAAACAGACACAUCCACCAAAAAGGCGUUGAAUGUAGAAUCGGCCCCCUUUACCCCUGCCGCUUCGCAGCAACCCGCAAAAAAGACUUUCUCAUCUUCUCACGCUGCCAGCGCUGCUGUUUUCACUCCCCGAGCGUCAGCUGCCACACCCUCAGUAACGCCCCACCCGCCAGAGGUUGAAAUACCCUCAGUGACGACGACGCCGAGCGCCUUCAGCAAUGUUGGUUCUAUCAGAGAGUUUACUCCGCAGCACUACGACAUCGGGACAAACGGAGUGGCCACUGUCCAGGAUGCCGGACUCAACUACGACCCAUUUACCAUGGGCCCUGUAACCAACUCCCUGCCCACGCCGCAGUAUAACCCCUAUGCUAAUGACCACUCUGGCCUGGUCAACCACGGCGGCGCAUUCUAUCCUGGCGGCCAGUCUGGGUUUACUGCCCCAUUACAGCCGCAAUACCACCUCUACGCUCCAGUUGGCCCUUACAAGGAUGAUCUGCAGCCAUGGCAACGUUCAACCUACGACUUCUUCAUGCCCGAAAAACUGAGGGAAGACAUACAGAAAAAGGCGCAUGCGGCUCUCCAGGUCAUGCCUCCUGCAACCCAACUGCCCCAGCUGGCCAACUACCACUCGCUAGUUCCUCUUGACAAGAUCGCUCGCAAGACGUCUGGCAUCUUCAGCUACACGAGCUGGGUGUACAAGGCGAUCUCGAGCAAGACGGGCAGGAUGUACUGCCUGAGACGCCUUGAGGGCUUCAAGGUGUCCAAUGAGAACAUCCUGCGGCCGGUCAAGGAGUGGAAGAAGAUUAGCAACGGAAACAUAGUGACGCUUCACGACGCCUUCACGAACAGGGCAUUCGGCGACAGCUCCCUCAUGUUUGCCCAAGACUACCACCCGCUCUCGGAGACACUAGCGGAGCACCACUUCCCAAGCGCCCAAAAGGGCCAGUUCCGUAAUCCAGUCCCAGCCACAGAGAGCAUCUUAUGGAGCUACAUCGUUCAGAUCUCCAACGCGCUGCGGGCGAUACACUCGGCGAACCUCGCAGCCCGCUGUGUGGAUCUCAGCAAGAUCAUUCUGACGGAGAAGAACCGGAUACGACUGAGCGCAUGUGGUAUCCUCGAUGUUGUCAAUUUCGAAACCCCAAAGCCGUUGGCGGAGCUCCAGCAGGAGGACUUUGUCGCGUUCGGCAAGGUGAUCGUGUCUUUGGCCACGCACACGCUGCCCAUCAGUCUCAAUCUGGCCACGGCAGUCGAGCAGAUGGGUAGGAACCACUCGAUGGCGCUCAAAGAGACUGUCCUUUGGCUGCUGAACCCGCCACAGGCAGGGGCGAGCAAAUCGGUAGACAACCUCCUGACGGGCAUCAACCACCACCUGGCCACAGCCUUUGAUCAGAAACAGCGCCAGUCGGACGCCCUCUACUCGGAGCUCUACCGUGAGGUCGAGAACGGGCGGGCGGCCCGGCUAAUGUUGAAGCUCGGGGUCGUUAACGAGCGCCUCGAGUUUGAGGGGGAUCCGCGGUGGUCCGAGAACGGGGACCGCUACAUGAUUAAGCUAUUUCGCGACUUUGUGUUCCACCAAGUUGACGCGCAAGGGCAGCCUGUGCUGGACAUGGGCCACAUGCUCCGCUGUCUGGCCAAACUGGACGCCGGGGUCGACGAGCGGAUCCGACUGACCAGCCGCGACAGCGAUACCGACUUCAUCGUGAGCUACAAGGAUCUCGGGAGGGCCAUUAACAGUGCCUUCAGCGACCUUGCCAAGGUCAGGAGUCAGGGGCACCCGCCACACCAGGCUCAUCGUGAUAGGUACUAGAAUACCUGGAUGAGGGGCCCCUGAUGCAAUGCCACGGCUAGCACACGAGUACCCAGGACCAAGCGAUCUUCUGUUACCAGAAAUCCGCAGUAGUGCCGUCCUUUUCGGACUUCUCCGAGACGGGUCGAGAGGCCGGUGAUGGAGGUCUCGUCACCCCUAAGCCCUUGUUUGUCUGCUUCUUAUUCAGCCCUCAUAUACAGCUCUCUGGCUUCCAUGGCUAGAAUUGGUAUAGCAACAAGACUCUGAGAUUGGCUACGGCGGAGGAAACGAUGUGGAAUAUAGCCUGGAGUGGACAGAGACGAAAAGCGGGCGGAUAAAGGAAUGGAAGGGAGGGGAGAAAUGGAAACUUGUCGAGCGAGUAUGCGGAUGAGAAGGCAGACGUUUUAUAUAUCGCGAUCACCUUGUUUAACAUGACUGUAGCGUUUGUUUGAUUGUUUGUUUGUUUGGUUAUGACAUGGUUUCAGGUGUUGCUAGCAAGCGGCAGGGCGUGGUGCCUUGAGCGCCACGCCCAUGGACUUGGUGUGUGCUGAAGGCAUGAUGACUCUUGCAUAGCGAAGCACGUAUGGUCGGCACCAAUUCAAGCCCAGUCGAGAUCCCGUCCGUUCAUGCCAGAAUGUUUGCACCCCAAAUGGCCAGUUCCGGUGUGGAA
Gaeumannomyces tritici R3-111a-1 is the source of this 2903-nucleotide messenger RNA. Its product is annotated as PAB-dependent poly(A)-specific ribonuclease subunit PAN3. The transcript has 7 exons. Gene Ontology annotation, molecular function: poly(A) binding; metal ion binding. Gene Ontology annotation, cellular component: P-body; PAN complex. The coding region runs from base 278 to 2254 and encodes 658 amino acids. Lineage: Eukaryota; Fungi; Ascomycota; Sordariomycetes; Magnaporthales; Magnaporthaceae. The record is from RefSeq and is a predicted model, not a curated record. Gene Ontology annotation, biological process: mRNA processing; nuclear-transcribed mRNA poly(A) tail shortening.